CGUGUCACGCGCAUAGGUGCGUGUGUCCGCGCGAGCGUCUCUGGACCGUAGACUGGACACUAACCAACAUGGCCGAGAGUAGCCGCAGGUGGUUAUGGAUCAGAGGCCGUUUGCUCUGUUUUAUCCCAUUUCUCUUCACAGCUUCGUCUUUAAAUGGAGUUAACGCCGCUCCAGAGAUGGGCCUGUGGACUAUUACAGUGCGUAAUACAUCAAGACCUUUGUUGUUAAGAAAAGCCAUGUAUAAGAAUACUGACAUUCAACUAAGAGUGGCAUCGUUCGGUUGUCCUGAGGAAGUGAUGUUCUCCAUUCAGUGGUUUCUGAAAUAUUACCCCUGUCACAAUGAGUACAACAAUAUUGAAGAGAUGUAUGAAAAGACGCCCCUGAGUCGAGGUGAGAGUCUGGACCCGAACCCUCUCGGACCCGGACAGUAUAUUCAGCACAAAUACAGGGAAUUAUCCUGCCGCAGUGACAUGCACGUCUUCCCCAUGCUCAAUAAAUCAAAAGCAGAGCUGAAAACAGUGCGACCGGCUCAAGUGGAAAGCGAGUUACAGGAUGGCAGCUUCACAAGUUCUUCUGUUGCUGAGACUGGUUCAUAUAGAGCAAAGGAUCAUGUGAUUGCUACGACCUGGAGGGACGGGCCCUACCUGCUGGUAGUUCACAUCAAUUCAAGCAAACAGGAUGUCAACUGGAAUUUAACCUUCAGUGUUGUGAUGAAGGGAACCCACGGCUAUCUCUCUGUCACCGAAUGGCCUCUCAUGAUCUUCUACAUGGUGAUGUGUGUGGUGUACAUCCUGUACGCUCUUCUGUGGUUCGUCUGGGCGUCCUGCUACUGGAAAGACCUGCUGAGGAUCCAGUUCUGGAUUGCAGGAGUCAUAUUCCUGGGCAUGAUAGAGAAGGCCGUCUUCUGUGCUGAAUAUCAGAACACUAACAACGUGGGCUCUGCAUCUCAGGGUCUGCUGAUCUUUGCCGAGCUCAUCUCUGCUCUGAAGAGGACUCUGGCUCGUUUGCUUGUCAUCAUCGUCAGUCUGGGCUACGGCAUUGUCAAGCCGCGUUUAGGCACCGUCAUGCACAGAGUGGUGGGUCUGGGUGUGCUUUACUUCGCAUUUGCUGCAAUUGAGGGCGUUCUGAGGAUCACUGGGGCUAAAGACUCUGACCUGGCCCUGCUAGCCAACAUUCCCCUGGCUCUGCUUGACUCCUCUCUGUGUUGGUGGAUAUUUGUCAGUCUGGCACAAACCAUUAAGACUCUGAAACUCAGAAGAAACCCAGUGAAGUUGUCUUUGUACAGACACUUCACCAACACGCUCAUCUUUGCUGUUCUCGCCUCCAUUAUUUUCAUGGUUUGGACAACGAAGAAGUUCCGGUUAGCAGACUGUCAGGCGGACUGGAUGGAGCUGUGGGUGGAUGAUGCUUUCUGGAGGUUCCUCUUCUCCAUCAUUCUGCUGGUCAUCAUGUUUCUGUGGAGGCCGUCUGCCAAUAACCAAAGGUAUGCGUUCAUGCCGCUCAUUGAUGACUCGGAUGAUGAGGAGAUUGAAGAGUUCCUGGUGUCUGCAAACAUCGCUGAUGGGAUAAAGUUGAGGGCAGCUAAGACAGAAACCAAUGGAACGGUGAAGCCUGCAGCAGCUAAUCCGGAUGAAGAUUUGAAGUGGGUGGAGGAGAAUAUUCCUACCUCUCUGUCUGAUGUAGCUCUUCCAGUUCUUCUCGACUCAGAUGAGGAGAUCAUGACCACCAAGUAUGAGAUGUCUAAAAUGGAGUGAGGUUGAGAAAGAGCUUCAGCUGAAGCAGACCUCCAGAGAUCAACCGAAACUGGCAUCUGACUCUCACCGGAGAGUGUUUCCUUCCUUUGGUCCAGUUGGGUGGCAGCUUUUAGGUGAAUUGAAGGAAUCGUGCUGAAGAGGUGGACGAAUCCUAGCUGAUCUAGACGCAGUAUGAACUUCGUUGAGGUGUUACCUCUCUCUUUUUUUCCUGAACUGUUUAAACGUCCAGAAGACUUCGUCAUCAUCAGUCUGUAUAAAGAGACGACGGUCUAUGUUUAUAAACUUUUGUGAUGACAUACCUGAAAAAAUUGUGAGCAAGUAUUUAAAUGGGUUAAACGUCGAUUAGGAGCUUCAAGUUGACCAAAGUGUCUUCUCCGUUUCAGUAAGUUAGUCUUUGGCUGUAUAUAAAGUGUUAUUUCAAACGUUUUGUCUCUGAUUUCAGCACAUGAUCAUGUGAAUAGUAGAAUGUCUGUUGGUGUGUCGGAUUUGUGUUUGUUUGUGCAGGGAGUCAUUUAAAGAUGGCAGAUUGAGUAAUUAUAUAUUCUGAAUAAUUUGAAGUUGUUUGUAUUGUAGAGAGCCCAGCUCAAGGAAAGUUCACCCCAAAAUCAAAAUUGUUGUUAUUUAAUCCCCCUCAUGUCGUCUCAAACCCACAUGCUGUUAAUACUGAAGCCUGUUUGGCCACAAGAGUAAAAAAUAA
Molecule: messenger RNA, 2451 nt
Organism: Cyprinus carpio (common carp)
Lineage: Eukaryota; Metazoa; Chordata; Actinopteri; Cypriniformes; Cyprinidae
Gene: tmem87b
Product: transmembrane protein 87B
Biological process (GO): retrograde transport, endosome to Golgi
Cellular component (GO): membrane; Golgi apparatus
Source: RefSeq, a predicted model, not a curated record